AUGAAACAAUACAAUGAGAUCCUGCACGAACAGCUUUGGAAAGGGACCCUAGAGGAAGUAGACGCCACGUCGCAAGAGUCGGGGAUUCAACAUCUACUUCACCAAGCAGUACAAACGGAACAGGACCACCAAACUAAUCUUGCCAUAGCUAUCAGGAGUUCCUCUUCGAAUUUCAGGAUCGAAGACACAGCAGUGAUUUUGGAUGGAGAAAAAGCAUUCCAACAAGCUUCCUUCUUGACGAUCCAUGAAGAUGAAGACGAUAAAGGCUACACUCGAUGUUUAUGGCUACGUAACUACAAGUGGCUGCCUACUUCACACAGUAUUCAAAACUGCGAUGCACAGGAGUAA
Molecule: messenger RNA, 348 nt
Organism: Necator americanus (New World hookworm)
Lineage: Eukaryota; Metazoa; Nematoda; Chromadorea; Rhabditida; Ancylostomatidae
Exons: 1
Coding region: 1-348 (115 amino acids)
Source: RefSeq, a predicted model, not a curated record